Engraulis encrasicolus (European anchovy) is the source of this 2925-nucleotide messenger RNA. Its product is annotated as contactin-associated protein-like 5. Lineage: Eukaryota; Metazoa; Chordata; Actinopteri; Clupeiformes; Engraulidae. The transcript has 19 exons. The record is from RefSeq and is a predicted model, not a curated record. Bases 1 to 2925 code for a protein of 974 amino acids.
AUGGAUCCCGGUAUUGCCUCCUUCUUUAGAGAGCUGCUCCAGCUUCUGCUCCUGCUUUGCGUGGGGGAAGAUUACUGCAAUGGGCCGCUGGUGUCUGCGCUGCCUCCAACGUCGUUCGAGAGCUCGUCAACAGCCUCCAGUAGCCAGUCCUCUUACCUUGCCAAGCUCAACAGGAGAGACGGUGGAGGCGGGUGGUCGCCGCGGUCGUCUGACGGCCACCCCUGGCUCCAGGUGGACCUGCGUGAGCGUGUGGAGGUGACGGCGGUGGCCACACAGGGGCGCUACGGCGGCUCCGACUGGGUGAGCGGCUACACGCUGAUGUAUGCCGACACGCCGCGCGCCUGGAGGCAGUACCGCCAGGAAGACAACGUGGCGACGUUCCCAGGAAACAUCGAUGCAGACGGGGUGGUGCAUCACAAGUUGAGCCAUCCAAUCAGAACCCGUUUCCUGCGGUUCAUCCCCUUGGAUUGGAGCCCUGCGGGGUGGGUGGGGCUUCGAGUGGAGGUGUACGGAUGCGCAUACAAGUCGGACGUGGCGGACUUCGACGGGCGAAGCUCGCUGCUCUACCGGUUCAACCAGAAGUCCAUGAGCACGGUGAAGGACGUCAUCAGCCUCAAGUUCAAGAGCCAGCGAGCGGACGGGGUGCUGGUGCACGGGGAGGGACAGAGAGGAGACUUCAUCACUCUGGAGCUACACAAGGGGACACUGGCACUGCACCUUAACCUGGAUGAUGCAAAGCUGCACCCCAGUAGUGGCCAUGUCUCCAUGACGGUGGGCAGUCUCCUGGACGACCAGCACUGGCACUCGGUGCUGAUCGAGCGCUUCAACAAGCAGAUCAACGUCACGGUGGACAGGCAGACACGACACAUCCGCAGCAGAGGGGUGGCCGACUCACUAGAGGUGGACUACGAGCUCAGCUUCGGAGGGAUCCCUCUGCCCGGAAAGCCGGGAACGUUCUUGAGGAAAAACUUCCACGGAUGCAUAGAGAACCUGUACUACAACGGCGUCAACAUCAUUGACUUGGCCAAGCGGAGGAAGCCCCAGAUCUACAGUGUGGGCAACGUGACCUUCUCCUGCUCGGAGUCUCAGGCCGUCUCCACCACCUUCACCAGCUCCAGCUCCAGCUACCUGCUGUUGCCCGUGGAGAUCCCCUCUGAGAGAGACAACCUGGCCGUCAAGUUCCAGUUCCGCACGUGGAACCGCGAGGCCCUGCUGCUCUCGGCGCCGCUGGCCCGCGCUCCGGAACGCCUGGUGCUGCUGUUGACCGCGGGCCAGCUGAGGCUCACGCAUCACAGGUCGCCGCUGCAGAGGUCCGACAUUGCAACUGGUCAGAGUUUGAGCGAUGGCCAGUGGCACACCAUCAGUAUCAGUGUGAGGGGUCUGCAAGUGUCUUUGACACUGGACAACGACCCAGUUUCCACCAUGGAGCUCCGGGACCCUGCCGAGCCGGGAUACACCAUCCUGUUUGGAGGUUGUCCCCCUGCUGUGGCCAGAGAGAGCUGCCGGAACCCCACCAUGGCCUUCCAGGGCUGCCUGCGCUCCAUCGUCAUCAACAACCAGCCGGUCAACAUGUACCACGUGCAGCAGGGCCUGGUGGGGAACUACAGCCAGCUCCAGUUCGACUUCUGUGGAAUUCGUGAUAGGUGUCUGCCUAACUUCUGCGAGCACGAGGGCCAAUGUUCUCAGUCCUGGAGCACAUUCUACUGUGAGUGCUCCGGAACCGGCUACACAGGAGCCACAUGCCACAACUCGAUCUUUGAGCCAUCGUGUGAGGCCCACAGGCAGACUGGAAGUGCAUCAGGGUACUUCUCCAUUGACCCCGACGGCAGUGGGCCCCUAAAGUCCACCCUGGUCUACUGCAACAUGACCGAGGAAAAGGUGUGGACAGUGGUGGACCACAAUAGCAGUCAUGCGGUGAGCGUCCAUGGCUCCACGCCACAGCGCCCCCAUGUGGGGAGGUUCAACUACAGCGCCUCCACAGACCAGCUUCGUGUCCUGAUCAGCCGCUCAGAGCACUGCCAACAGAAAGUGAUGUACCGAUGCAGGAAGUCCCGCCUCUUCAACACCUGGGAUGGGACGCCCCUGGCAUGGUGGCUGGACCGGGCGGGUGAGAAGCGCACCUACUGGGGAGGCUUCCUGCCGGGAGUGCAGCAGUGCUCCUGCAGCCUGGAGGAAAAUUGCAUCGACAUGAACUUCUUCUGCAACUGCGACGCAGACAGACAGACAUGGGAGAAUGACACGGGAAUGUUGUCUUACAAGGACCAUUUGCCGAUGACGGAGAUUGUGGUCGGUGACACGAACAGGACGGGCUCGGAAGCCAUCUACACGGUCAGCUCGCUGCAGUGUUACGGCGACAGAUUUCUGUGGAAUGCAGCCUCUUUCUACCAGGAGUCGUCCUACCUGCUCUUCCCCACAUUUCAGGCGGAGUUGAGCGCUGACAUAGCCUUCUACUUCAAGACCACCGCUCCUUCAGGCGUGUUCUUGGAGAACCUUGGCGCUCGGGAUUUCAUACGGCUGGAGCUGAGCGCUCCUGCCGCUGUGACCUUCACCUUCGACGUGGGCAACGGGCCCGUGCUGCUGACGGUGAAGUCGCCGGUGCCCCUGAACGAUAAGCAGUGGCACUACGUGCGCGUGGAGCGCAACCCCAAGGAGGCCUCGCUGCAGGUGGACCAGCUGCCCCUGCGCUUCCUGGAGGCCGCCGCCGACGGACACUACCGCCUGCAGCUCAGCGGACAGCUGUUUGUGGGUGGCACGGCGACCAGGCAAAGGGGUUUCCUGGGCUGCAUGCGGGCGCUCAACAUGAACGGCGUGACCCUCGACCUGGAAGAGAGGGCCAAGAUGACCCCCGGCGUGAGCCCCAGUUGCCCCGGGCACUGCAGUAGCCAUAACAACCUGUCGGUGCUGGCCCAACCUGUGCCCACCUGA